AUAGAAUUUUCCUUAUAAAUUCUAUUCCUCCGUUUAAUAAUGACCGCACCAGCCGGAGAUAUAGGUUUUCACGGAGAACAAGAAUCGAGAGGAAUUUAGAAAAUCCGAACACUUGAUUGGGAAUUUGGGAUUGGAACUCGAGUGUCGUUGUUGAUGUUUAUCCUUCGUGCUAUUGUAAAAUCUUAUUUCUGUGCGUGUAUGUUGCUUUUGUUUGUUUGUUCGUUGUUUUUUUCUUUGAUUGACGGCUCCUUUCUCUCCGAAGGAUUCUUAUUGAUUUGGCUUUUGCUUUUUUAUUUUGUUGUAAAUUGUUUUUGUCGAUGGAUCUAUCCUUUUGAUCGUUGAUCUGCUCAUUAUCUUUCAUUUUUGUUCUUGUUGAUUGGUCGGGGCACGGAUUAAGGUUUCGGUCUAUUAGGGUUUGUGAGCAUUUGAAUUCAGAGUCUGUGCUUUGAUGCAUGGAUUUUUUUUUUCCUAGUCGUAAGUAAUUGGAAUUCUGGUCAGAUGCAUCAAAUCCAACGCCACCCCUCACCCCCCCACCCCAAUGAGUCUGGAAUUGAAUUUGAAUUCGAUCCAUGCUGAACCAACAAUGACAUUUUCAGAUCGAAAGAAAAUAUGGGAUGCAAACAACUGCAGCCUAACGAGAAAGAUAUGAAGACAAUUUAGUCUUGCUUAUACUUUGGUCCUUGUUGUCUUAUUUAUAUUUCCCUGAAAAAUGAAUCAAAUAACAUGUUUUGUAAUUUAUGCUCUGUAUGGUUAGGGAGAAAUAGAGAAAAGAGAAUAAAAAAGUGAACUUCCUUCGCUUGGUUUUGGCUGUUUGCUCCUUAGAAGAGAAUAGAAAGAAAUUUGUUUCCUUGGCUUUGCUCGCUUAAUCAAGGCUAAUAGAAAAAAAGGAAGUGCAGAAAAAUAGAAGAGAGGUAAAGACGGCUGGAGUUUCUCUCCAAAAGUGUAGAGAAAGGGAGAGAAAGAAGAGAAGUCUGUGCAUUUCUUUUCUAUUUUCAUCUGUAAAGUUCUCUCUUUUUUUCAUUUCUCUUCAACCAAAUGAAGCAUUAUUCUUAAUUUUAUUGGUUUUGGGGUAAGAAGCCUUAACCUUUGCCUUUGUUUGGACUGGUAUGAUGUUCAAUCCUUAAUCUUUAGUUGUUUUCAUUGCCUCUAUGCUCCAUUUUUGGUUUCUAAGCUAAUGUUGAAUAAAGAUAUGAAAAUAAAUUAUGAAUCAUUCAAUCAUAGCUAGUCAAUAUUUUGGGUGCCAAUAAAAUAAAGUUGAUCAUUGAUUUAUGUCACAAACGAAGAGUUGUUUUGAAAUUUUACAAUGCAAAACAUGGGAUUUGAACUAUACUUUUGUGUUCUUCUCCUGUAUUCUUUGGAAGGCUUGUAUAAUGUCCCAUGAAGUUUCCUUCUUUCCCACUAAAUUGUUCUCAUUAUAGCAUCCCCGCUCCACAAGGCUUUGUUUCUUUAUUUUAUUCUUAACUAAAAAAUUAAAUUCUUAAUCAUGUCUAUAUUCGGUGCCCUUGAUUUUUCCAUUCUUGUCAAUUGAAAUAUUUAUUACCUUCCUUUCUCAAUCAUGCAUUUUUUCUUGCACUGUGAAUUUUCAAUUGUUUCAUUGGUUAUUCUUGUAAGCUGAUUCUAUUGUCACCUGCCAUUUCUAUUCUUUUUGAAUGAUAUUUUCAUAAUCAAGACCUUUGUUUCUUAUCCCUAUAAGUGCAGGUUUAAAGACUCUGGUGAUUUUGUUUAAAGACUCUGGUGAUUUUGUUGCUCGUGAACUAGUUGUUAAUGCUUUAUUCAAAGGAUUUAAUUCUACAAGAUUUAUAGGACCCUGGAUUAUUUCUUGAAUUCUUUUGGAGCAUAAUUUCAAGGCUUGGCUUGUAUAGAAUUUCCUCCAUCAUUUGAUUCAAAACAAGUAAAGAAUAUCAUAGUUGUCACGUAUUAAUGCUGAUUAUUUUCCUAAAGAUUCAGAAGCAACAAGUAACAGAAUAAAGUUCAGAGUUCAUCCUCUAGGAGACUUGUUCAUUUGGUUCCAGUUUUGAGGUCAUGAGAAACGGAAACUGACUGCCCACUUGCCAUGUGAAACUAUAUAUAUUUUUAGAUAUGAGCACCCUGUAAUUACUUGGAAAAUUUGAUGUUAAUGCAUGGUGCAUUUGGGAGCUUAAACCCUAUUUAUAUGUAGAGGCAAUUGUUGGGCCAUUUGUAAUUUUAGUUGCUUUCAUUCAAAUAGGAGGUUUUAUGUAACUGCAGCCUUUGGUAGGAUUAUAAUUGUAAUAUCUUUCAUUUUAAAGUCCUCUUAUACUUUGUUAACUACCCUGCUAGAAAGCAAUUUUUUACGGUUGAUUUCCUUCUUUUCUAUUUUAUUUUAGCUUUUGCACUAGGGAAAAGGAAAGGAGGGAUGGGAGUUAUGGGGUAAGGGUGGUUUAAAAGAUCUGCCACAGUAUAUAGUAGAAUAGCAAGUGCAGUAUUUUGACAUGAUUUUCACUAUCGCCACUUUGACUAAUUCAUAUCAAAUUUGUCAUUUCAGAAUUGGUACAUGCAGUUUAUUGUUUUGAUUUUUUUGUAUGCUCAUCACUUCUUCAUGCUUGAGAACUUUUUAUCGGUACUUAGAAUGCAAAGCAGUUUCAUUCCCAAGGUGAGGUUAUAAUUUUAUGUUUUGAUCUAGGACCUCUUGCAGAUAUUGAAGUUGCAAAGGUUUCAUAUUUGGGCCCUUAGCACCAAUGGUUGACAAAUGUAGUUAUGGGCGUGGCUAUUGUGCGUCCAAGAUGUCAGAUUGUAAAGGAAGCACAUCCACCAUCCCAGAUGUCCGUGCUCUGCACAAGGAAUUGGAUGAGGCUUCAUGUCCAAUCUGCAUGGACUAUCCACAUAAUGCUGUUCUCCUCCUUUGCAGCUCUCACGACAAGGGAUGCAGGUCAUACAUCUGUGAUACAAGUUACAGGCAUUCUAAUUGUCUGGAUCGAUUUAGAAAACUGAGAGUUGAUAACGGGAAGAGCCCAUCAGGACUUGGUUCUUCCUCUCCUAGAAACCCAGACACUUUUAGUGAUGGUCAGUUCCCUAAUAAUAUUCCAACUUUUGAACCCCAUCUGGAUUCGAGUGUGGCAACUGAAUUAGCUGAAGCUCGUGGAAUUCAAGGGGGAAAUGAUCACAGUGAAGGAGGGGAUCUUGUGGGCACAAGUCAUUCUGAGUCAUUCCGAGAAAUGAAUAUUUUGGAAGAGUCUAGUUCAGGAAAUUUACGUUCACUGGGGCCCAAGCCCAACUUGAAAUGUCCCCUGUGCCGAGGAUCAGUUCAGGGCUGGAAGAUAGUGAAGGAGGCUAGGCAAUAUCUUGACCUGAAACACAGGAGCUGUUCUCAGGAAUCAUGCUCAUUUUUUGGGAAUUAUAGGGAGCUUAGGAGACAUGCUAGGAGGGUUCACCCAACAAUACGCCCCGCCAAUAUUGAUCCAUCAAGAGAACGUGCUUGGCAACAUCUCGAGCACCAAAGGGAAUAUGGUGACAUUGUUAGUGCUAUUCGUUCAGCCAUGCCAGGUGCUGUUGUUGUUGGUGACUAUGCUAUAGACAAUGGAGAUGCAUUCUCAGGUAAUAGUGAAAGCAAUGAAUUCGAGGAAAGUAGUGAUUCAUGGUGGACUACUUACUUUUUGUUCCAGAUGAUCAGCAGCAGCAACUCAAGGAGACAUAUUUCCCAACCCAGGGGCUUGUCCAGGGUUUGGCCACGGAAUCGCCGUUCAUCUGGAUCAUUUUCAAGUAGAAGGAAUCAUUGGGGUGAAAAUCAUCUGGUUGGGGGAGAUGAAGAGGGCUGGCAUCUGUCACAUGGUGACAUGGAUGAAGAUGCUUCCCCAAGACCAAGGAGGCGUCGGCGUUUUGCACGGUCCAGGCGCAAUGAAGAUUAAUAGUAUGGGACUUUACAAAGUCUGAUUAUUUGCGAACACAUUGGAUUAGCCCCACAAACAGGUGGAGUGCAGAAAAAGAAAGGCAGGAGCUGAUGGAAUCAGUUUCUCUGUUGAAGGACAACAUAGUGAAGCAUAUGUAGAUUGUGAUGUAAUUACAGAAUUAUCAUAGGAUCUUUAGAUACAGGUCCCCUUCUCCUUUUGACCAUCUCAUUGCCCCAUUGUUUUGUGGCAAUAUGUCGGCUGAUUGAUUUCUUUUUAAACCCCAGGGGAUGUUAAUCAUUCCAUUUGUAAAAAAGUGUACAUUUUAUUUCACAGUUCCAUAAAUUAUUUAGUUUGUGUUAUUGGGAAA
Messenger RNA from Malania oleifera, 4212 nucleotides. RefSeq lists its product as uncharacterized. Lineage: Eukaryota; Viridiplantae; Streptophyta; Magnoliopsida; Santalales; Ximeniaceae. The record is from RefSeq and is a predicted model, not a curated record. The transcript has 4 exons. Bases 2697 to 3863 code for a protein of 388 amino acids.